GCGCAGGCAGUCGGGCUGCUGGAGUGCGGCGCCGCCGCGGGACCCGGGAAGCCGGCUGACGCGCGGGCUGGCGAGGCAGAGGGGGGUUGGUGCGCGGGGCGCGGCGGCUGCGGGGCGUAGGGCAGGGGUCUGCAGGGCUGCCGUCUCCCGGGGGCCAGCCUCGCCGAUCCCGGAGCUGGGUCUGAGCCCCGCGCACGCCAAAGACGAGGCGGCUGUGGCAGCAGCGGCGGCCCCAGCCAUGCUGUGCUAUGUGACGAGGCCGGACGCAGUGCUGAUGGAGGUGGAGGUGGAGGCGAAAGCCAACGGCGAGGACUGCCUCAACCAGGUGUGCAGGAGAUUGGGAAUUAUAGAAGUUGAUUAUUUUGGACUGCAGUUUACGGGUAGCAAAGGUGAAAGUUUAUGGCUAAAUCUGAGAAACCGGAUCUCCCAGCAGAUGGAUGGGCUAGCCCCUUACCGGCUUAAACUGAGAGUCAAGUUCUUCGUGGAGCCUCAUCUCAUCUUACAGGAGCAGACUAGGCAUAUCUUUUUCUUGCAUAUCAAGGAAGCCCUCCUGGCAGGCCACCUCCAGUGUUCCCCAGAGCAGGCAGUGGAACUCAGCGCCCUCCUGGCCCAGACCAAGUUUGGGGACUACAACCAGAACACAGCCAAGUACAGCUAUGAGGAGCUGUGUGCCAAGGAGCUCUCCAGUGCCACCUUGAACAGCAUUGUGGCAAAGCAUAAGGAGUUGGAGGGGACCAGCCAGGCUUCGGCCGAAUACCAAGUUUUGCAGAUUGUGUCGGCGAUGGAAAACUACGGCAUUGAAUGGCAUUCUGUGAGGGACAGCGAGGGGCAGAAGCUCCUCAUUGGGGUUGGACCUGAAGGAAUCUCCAUUUGUAAAGAUGACUUCAGCCCAAUUAAUAGGAUCGCUUACCCUGUGGUGCAGAUGGCCACCCAGUCAGGGAAGAACGUGUACCUGACCGUCACCAAGGAGUCUGGGAAUAGCAUCGUGCUCUUGUUCAAGAUGAUCAGCACCAGGGCGGCCAGCGGGCUCUACCGAGCCAUCACAGAGACGCAUGCGUUUUACAGGUGUGACACGGUGACCAGUGCCGUCAUGAUGCAGUACAGCCGAGACCUGAAGGGCCACCUGGCUUCUCUCUUUCUGAAUGAAAACAUCAACCUGGGCAAGAAGUAUGUCUUCGAUAUUAAAAGAACCUCCAAGGAGGCGUACGACCACGCCAGGAGGGCUCUGUAUAACGCGGGUGUGGUGGACCUCCUGCCCAGAAGCGACCCCAGCCCCCCGAACUCUCCCCUGAAGUCCUCGGAGAGCAGUACCAGCUGCAGCAGCUGCGAGGGCCUCGGCUGCCAGCAGACCCGUGCCCUCCAGGAGAAGCUGCGCAAGCUCAAGGAGGCCAUGCUGUGCGUGCUCUGCUGCGAGGGCGAGAUCAACUCGGCCUUCUGCCCCUGCGGCCACACCGUGUGCUGCGAGAGCUGCGCCGCCCAGCUCCAGGUGAGGGUCCCCCGGCUCCAGGAGAGGGGCCGCCUGGCUCCAGGUGAGGGGGUCUACCUGGUUAUAGGUGAAGGGGCCACCCAGCUCUAAGUGAGGGUCCACCCGGCUCUAGGUGAGGGGGCCGCCUGGCUCCAGGUGAGGGUCUCCCCGGUUACAGGUGAGGGGGCUGCCUGGCUCCAAGUGAGGGUCCACAUGGCUCCAGAUGAGGGGCUGCUGCUUAGCUGGCUGCCACGGGCCAGGUGCUGACUUGUGGAGGCACUGAUGGAGAAUGUCCAUGUCCACCCGGGGAAGGUCUUUGUAUUUGGUGACUAGGAAGGUGUGGCCCUUAGGAAACAGUAUAGGUUAGCACAGUCUUCUCGACAAUGUAAUUACUAAACCACAGGCUUCUUUCCAGUCCUGGAAGCGAGGCUCAGAUUUACACGGUAAGACAUCUAGUUGGUUGGCUGAGCUGGGUACUGGGAUCCAGGCUUGUUGGGCUGGUCAACUCCUUUUCUGUUUCAUGUUUUCUCUGCUUCCUGACAUUUAGGAGGAUGGUGUCUUUUACUUACUUAUUAUUUGGGGAAGAAUUCUUAGAGUUUUGGGUGAUGGUUAACUCUCAAUAGGUUGUUGCCUGAUUAUUUAUGAUUCCUUUCCUUUUAUUACCAACUGUGCCUCUCAGAUCCCCUUGGAUUGGCUCUCAGUUAGCAAGUCAAACUACUUUUAAAAUUUGUACCCAAAAUAAAAGUACCUCUUACAUAGUAGGUUUUCCUUUCUUGCACCUUGCGUUUCCUUUUACAAUAAUUUUUUCAGUUUGUUUUCUUCCCCCAGAACUGUUAGCUACAUGUCGCUGUGGUUUUAUGUAAAAUUAGCCCUAAAUAACUUCUAGUCCUUAAGAAGCUGCUAAUUUCAGGACUAUUUUUAGGGCUACACAUGAGCCAAGAGGAUGCCUGCAUCCUUCCUUAGGCUAUGCAACACACUCUUUCUCCAGGAGUGGUCAUAAAUUUGCCUUUUUCUGUCCACCUAGUCUGACCCUCACACCUAAGGCUCACCUGUGGUUGAGAAGGGGAUCUGCUUGCUGAGAGGCCAGCCUUGGGGUGGGGGUGGCGGGGGCGGGGGUGUGUGACUGUCCUAUGACUGGAGCAGCCAUGCUCCCUGGCCACAUGGCAUCUGCCCAGUGAUGUUGCCCAAGCCAACUAGCCAAGGACACAGUCUCUGGAAGGGUCUGACUGAAAACGUGAUUAAUUUCCUUCAGUUUAUACUUUUUCAUAAUCUUUAGUUUUAGUUACUUUUUAAACUUUUUAUUUAGUGUUGGGGUGUAGCCAGUUAAUAAUGUUGUGAUAGUUUCAGGUGAACAGUGAAGGAACUCAGCCAUCCAUAGAUAUGUAUCCUUUCUCCCUCAAACUGGCCUCCCAUCCAGGCUGCCACAUAACAUUGAACAGCAUUCCCUGUGCUAUACAGUAGGUCCUUGUUGGCUAUCCAUUUUAAAUGUAACAGUGUGUACCUGUCCAUCCCAAACUCCCUGACUAUCCCUUCUCCCCAUUUUCCCCCCUGGCAAUCAUAAGUUCAUUGUCUAAGUCUGUCUCUUUCUGUUUUAUAAGUAAGUUCAUUUGAUCAUUUCUUUUAACUUUUUACCUGUAAAGGGUGUCAGACUUCCCUUGUGACUCAGAUGGUA
This is a messenger RNA of Cervus elaphus (red deer), 3137 nucleotides long. It is a transcript of the gene MYLIP, whose product is annotated as myosin regulatory light chain interacting protein. Gene Ontology annotation, molecular function: cytoskeletal protein binding; ubiquitin-protein transferase activity. Gene Ontology annotation, cellular component: cytoskeleton. Gene Ontology annotation, biological process: ubiquitin-dependent protein catabolic process. The record is from RefSeq and is a predicted model, not a curated record. The coding region runs from base 239 to 1576 and encodes 445 amino acids. The transcript has 7 exons. NCBI's taxonomy places the organism in Eukaryota, Metazoa, Chordata, Mammalia, Artiodactyla, Cervidae.